AUGGCAGAACAGCCAGUUGCUCUCGAGUCUCGGAUCGGGAAGAUAUCUGAAGUUCCGGUUUGCACUGCUAUUACUACCGAGAAAACAUUUACCUCCACACCACCUCCAGCGGCGGUAGGUUCGGGUCUCAAUGAGCCCGAAUAUGAAGUUGCUGUAAAGCUUGCCGACCUGCAAGGAGAUCCUAAUAGUCCCCUCUAUUCCGUCAAGAGAUUUGAAGACCUAGGACUUUCCAAGGAGCUUCUAGAGGGUAUAUAUUUCAUGAACUUUAAGAAGCCAUCCAAGAUCCAAGAGCGAGCACUUCCGCUCCUCUUAUCAACCCCUCCAACAAAUAUGAUUGGCCAAUCACAAUCAGGGACUGGGAAAACCGCCGCUUUCGUUUUGACAAUGUUGACUCGUAUUGACAUGUCAGCCACCAAUGUCCAAGCUGUCUGUUUGACUCCAACUCGGGAACUGGCGAGACAGAUUAUGAACGUUAUCCAAACCAUGGGUCAAUUUACCAACGUCAAAACCCAGUUCGCUAUCCCGAAUAUGGUCCAACGUGGCCAGAAGAUUGAUGCACAUAUUGUGGUGGGGACGCCCGGUACUGUUCUUGACCUGAUUCGACGAAAGCAAUUGCCUAUAGAACAUCUUAAGGUUUUUGUGCUUGACGAAGCCGAUAAUAUGCUUGAUCUACAAGGACUAGGAGAACAGUGUCUCCGUGUGAAAAGCUACUCCUGGGUGCCUGACAUUACCCUAAGACAGGAAGAACUUACGGUGGAGGGGAUCAAGCAACUCUGGAUGGACUGUGACAGCCAAGAGGACAAAUAUCGGAUGUUGCUUGAGCUUUAUCAUAUUUUAACAAUUGGUUCUUCAAUCAUAUUCGUGAAGAAACGCGAAACAGCAUCUGAGAUUCAGAGGCGAAUGGAAGCGGAUGGGCACAAGGUUGCUGCGCUCCACGGUGCACAGGAAGGUGCAGAUAGAGACAGGGUUAUCGAUGACUUCCGUUCCGGAAAAGCUAAAGUCCUUAUUACUACAAACGUUUUGGCCCGCGGUAUCGAUGUAGCGACUGUCUCGAUGGUGGUAAAUUACGACAUCCCACUUGAUCAGAACGGUCGACCGGACCCCUUGACCUAUCUUCACCGCAUCGGACGGACUGGGAGAUUCGGACGCGUGGGUGUGUCAAUCACCUUUGUUCAUGAUGAGCAGACCCGCUCCGAGAUGAAUCAGAUAUCAAAUUUCUUUAGUAUCUCUAUGACAAGGGUUCCAACCAACGACAUAGACGUAAGCACCUUCAAGAUUUCUAGAACAGGGUUCACAAUACUAAUUGAUUGUUUGUAG
Molecule: messenger RNA, 1317 nt
Organism: Tuber melanosporum (Perigord truffle)
Lineage: Eukaryota; Fungi; Ascomycota; Pezizomycetes; Pezizales; Tuberaceae
Exons: 5
Coding region: 1-1317 (438 amino acids)
Biological process (GO): poly(A)+ mRNA export from nucleus
Cellular component (GO): nucleus; cytoplasmic stress granule
Molecular function (GO): RNA binding; RNA helicase activity; ATP binding
Source: RefSeq, a predicted model, not a curated record